AUGUCUCAGCAACCUACCUCAUUCACGUCGUGUGGCGGGUGCGCCGCGCUCGGGGCGGAGCUUAGGCGCCACUCCGAGCGCAUCCGGCGCCUGGAGGAGUGUGUGUUCUCGAUGGGGCGGCACGCGGCCGCCAUAGCCGAGAUUAAGGAAGAGCGCUCCCGGCCGAGCAGCCCAGGGUCCGAGCCUCCCGCAGCAGGCGCCACGCCCCCGGCUACUGUAGGACCGCCCGCUGCGCCCACUGCACCCACACCGCCUAUAUCGCUGUCGUCGCCCGCGGCGCUCACCGCGUCCGCGGCGCCCGCGGCGCCCUCAUCGCGCGCCUCGCCCCCGACGCUCACGGCGCACGCAACCCUAACAACGCCAGUAUCACCCCCGGCGCCCGUCACCAGUGGCCGGUGCCACGGCCCGCGGGGACCCGAGGGGGGCAAGCAAGAAGAUGAUGAAACGGAAGAGCGGUAA
This is a messenger RNA of Bicyclus anynana (squinting bush brown), 459 nucleotides long. RefSeq lists its product as uncharacterized. The record is from RefSeq and is a predicted model, not a curated record. The coding region runs from base 1 to 459 and encodes 152 amino acids. NCBI's taxonomy places the organism in Eukaryota, Metazoa, Arthropoda, Insecta, Lepidoptera, Nymphalidae. The transcript has 2 exons.